Molecule: messenger RNA, 1216 nt
Organism: Suillus paluster
Lineage: Eukaryota; Fungi; Basidiomycota; Agaricomycetes; Boletales; Suillaceae
Product: major intrinsic protein superfamily membrane channel protein
Exons: 9
Coding region: 64-1089 (341 amino acids)
Biological process (GO): glycerol transmembrane transport; water transport
Cellular component (GO): plasma membrane
Molecular function (GO): water channel activity; glycerol channel activity
Source: RefSeq, a predicted model, not a curated record
CAUAUUCGGAGUCCCGGACACUCUCAGGUUUAGCACUCGGUCCUUCCAUUUGCUCGGUGUAAGAUGACGGAUAUCGUCGAAAAGCCUACUCUGCGUCAUUACGAGACGUCGAGCAUCUUCCAUGCGACUCAAGUUAACGAGGUCUCUGCCGUAGGCGUUGUUGACUUCGCUGACUGCGAUCGAUGCACUCGGCACCCCAAUCGAUGGUCAGGAAUCAGGGAGCACAUCAGUGCACCUGCAGCCGAGUUCAUGGGUGCCUUCAUCCUAUGUCUGCUUGGAUGUGGUGGCAAUUGCCAGGCGACUCUUUCCGUCAACACAAGUGUGUCUGCCAGCCCGAAGGGGGACGCUCUCACGUCUAACAUAUGCUGGGCCCUUGGACUCUCUCUUGGUGUAUGGAUGUCUGCAAACUACUCAGGCGGCCAUUUGAACCCUGCAGUAACCAUAGCGUUUGCUAGCGUCCGCGGGUUCCCCUGGAAGAAAGUUCCCAUCUACCUCCUUGCACAACUUCUGGGAGCCUUGUGUGGAUCAGGUGUAGUCUACGCCACUUACUACCAUGCAAUCAACAUCGUCGAAGGGGGUUCCAAUAUUCGUACAAUUUCAGCAACUGGUAAGCUGUUUGGGACCUACGCAGCCGAUUACCUCCCUUCAGUCUCUGCCUUCUUCGCUGAAUUUAUAGGGUCUGCUAUACUCAUCACUGGAAUUUUCAUGGCCACGGAUAAAAGGAAUGGCCCUGCGCCUCCCGGUGUUUUUCCUGUUGCAUUAUUUUUUAUACUCCUUGCCAUCGGUUCAUCUCUUGGCAUGGAUACUGGAGCCGCCCUUAAUCCCGCUCGCGACCUGGGUCCCCGUAUCCUCACCGCCAUGGUUGGAUAUGGUCGCGAGGUCUUCAAUUUCAGGAAUCAGUAUUGGCUCUGGUGCCCUAUCCUCGGCCCGAUUUUAGGCAUGGUCGUGGCUGCAUUUUUCUAUGAUGCCAUGCUGUACAGGGGCCCCGACAGUAUUUUGAAUAAGCCGACGGAGGAGGCUGAAAGGCACCACUUGCACUCAUGCGCUCAACGAACCAACAAGCUUUGUGGGGUUUCAGACUGUGUUUGAUGACGUCGAUGACCGAAUGAUGCUCCAAGUGGGCUGUACUUGUUCACCGAACUUUCGGUGACUUUCAUAUUAUACUCUAUCACUGCAUGUUUUGUAUAAUGUCGGACAAUGCAUGCUCUUGUCAGUG